AGAGGCUUCUCUUCCAUUAUGGCGGAACUUCUGCUUGACCCGGCCAUUCGUUUAUGGGUUAUUUUACCCAUUGUAAUCAUCACGUUUCUUGUUGGAAUAAUCAGACAUUAUCUUUCCAUGCUUUUACAGUCUAAAAAGGAAUUAGAUCUUUCACAAGUCUCAGAUAGUCAAGCUUUGAUGAGGAGCAGAAGUCUUAGAGAAAAUGCAAAAUAUAUUCCUAAAGAGGCUUUUGAGGCAAGGCGACAUUUUUUCAAUGAUGAAGAACAGGGCUAUUUUAAAACACAGGACAAAAAAGGACCAGUCAAAAAUCCUAUAUCAGGUUUGUCAUUUAGACAAAACAGUAAAAACAAACUAUACAACAGUAUUCCUGACCAUUCAAUUUUGUUUGUGACUUAUAUCUUAAACUGUUUAGUUUCUCUGACAUUACUUCCCUUACAUUCGCCUUUGCUUCACUUCACAGCUAAAGUUCCAUUCCCACUGACACUGCGUUUUAAAGCCAUGUUGCAGCGUGGAAUUGAUUUGACCACCUUGGAUGCAUCAUGGGUUAGUUCGGUGUCUUGGUAUUUUAUCAACGUGUUUGGUCUCAGGAGCAUGUAUGCACUUGUUCUGGGUCAAGAUAAUGCUGCAGACCAGACCCGUGUGAUGCAAGAACAGAUGCAGAUGCAAAUGCAGAUGCCACAAGAUCCAAGCAAGGCAUUCAAGGCAGAAUGGGAGGCUCUAGAGAUUGUCUCACACGAGUGGUCAUUAGAGAAUGUGGAGGAUGAAAUGAUGGAAGAGUAUUCACCCACAGACCUAACUGAGGAGAUUGCCAAAGAUAAAUAUGUUUAAAAUGGACAUUUGAUUUACUGAGAUCCUGGAAGACAUCUUGAAGGCUGUUAAGAAAACUUGGGCAGGCUCAAAUCUGUUGAGGUUGCAUGAGAGUUGAAGAGAGGGCAUGCAGGUUUCAGGCCAAAUGAACACAAGCGUUUGGACUCUUCUUUUUGUUCUCGUUAGUGCCCCAAACUUGCCAUGCAGUUUCCUGAAUGCAAAGCAGUAACAUCUUGUGGUUUUUUAACACAAAUUUAUCAACUAUUUUGAUUAAUAAUGGAGAAGGUUUCAAACAGGCUAUGUGGGUUUCCAGAAAAUAUGCAUACCUCUGUGUAUUUUUCUGGUCCUCCCUCCUUCCAAAUCCCUCCCUUUGGCUCUUGAAAGCCUCCUACCCCACAGAAUUUCUGCUGACCUUCUUUGGAGUGGAUAUAUUUUGCCUAACCACAAAUUUAAAAAAGUGAUGUUACUUGCAAAAAUUUGCGAUAUGUGUGCAAGCAUUUAUAUCUACAUAUAUUCAUGUUAGUUAAUUUGUUUUGUAUAAUUUUAACAGAGAAUGGCACCUUUCCAAAGAUGUGACCACUGCUAAUAGUAUACAGCACUUACUGCUUAUUUAGGCCUAGUUAAAACAUUGUUUUGAGACUCUGUUGCUUGCAAUAACUUUUUAUUGGUUAUAGGACUGUGUGCAAUUCAUGAAACCAUCAUGUAAAUAACAUCAAAAUCAGUUGAACUCAAAACACAAGGUUUAUUUGAAAUUAUUUUGAAAAAAAAAUCUAAAUUAGUUACUUGAAUACUUUCUCUGGUAAAACUGCAAUAGCCCACUUCCGAGUUGCCCGCAGCCCCUCUGGUGACGUAAGGCCAGGUGCACAACCAUUCUCAUUUUCAUUUAAAAGGAUGGGUACCAAGACCCACUUUGACAAAGAGGCUAAGGGUAAUUCAGAAAUGGGCUAUUUAAUAACAGGCAAACAGACAAACAAGUUCCAACAAGGCCUUGAAACAGGAAGGAACCCCCCUUACAAGUCGAGUUCCCCACCCCUGAAAUGUAUAACACAAAUUCCUGGUAACUAACUCUGGUAUCUAAAGGACAGUAUUGCUUUAUUGUCAUCAUCAUCAUCAUCAUCAUCAUCAUCAUCAUCAUCAUCAUCAUCAUCAUCAUCAUCAUCAUUCUUGUUGUUCAUUUCCGCUAUUUGAGAACUGGGCUGUAAUCUAUGCCAAGUUAGCCAAAAUAAAAGAAAUUCGUUUAA
This is a messenger RNA of Orbicella faveolata, 2048 nucleotides long. Its product is annotated as ER membrane protein complex subunit 3-like. Gene Ontology annotation, biological process: protein folding in endoplasmic reticulum. Gene Ontology annotation, cellular component: membrane; EMC complex. Lineage: Eukaryota; Metazoa; Cnidaria; Anthozoa; Scleractinia; Merulinidae. The record is from RefSeq and is a predicted model, not a curated record.